This is a messenger RNA of Fulmarus glacialis (Northern fulmar), 1233 nucleotides long. RefSeq lists its product as uncharacterized. NCBI's taxonomy places the organism in Eukaryota, Metazoa, Chordata, Aves, Procellariiformes, Procellariidae. The record is from RefSeq and is a predicted model, not a curated record. The transcript has a single exon. The coding region runs from base 1 to 1233 and encodes 410 amino acids.
AUGGUCACACUUUCUUAUCUUAGGUUACAGAGACUUUCUCACCUGCCAAAAAUAGUUCAGGAAGGUAGCAGAUGUAGAGGGAAAAUUACCAAUAGCACAAUAACAGCAUUAAAAGAUAACAGAACUUUUAUUAUAUCCCCGUACUUUGACGACAGAGAAAGCAAAGUCACUCGUGUGAUUGGGAUUGUCCACCAUGAAGAUGUAAAACAACUGUACUGCUGGUUCUGCUGUCAGCCUGAUGGAAAGAUAUAUGUAUCAAAAGCAAAAAUUGAUGUUCACUCAGAUAGAUUUGGAUUCCCUUAUGGUGCAGCAGAUAUACUUUGUUUGGAACCCGAAAACUGUGAUCCAACACAUGUAUCAAUUCAUCAGUCUCCACAUGGAAAUAUUGACCAGCUGCCAAGGUUUGAAAUUAAAAACCGCAAGGCUGAGACCUUUUCUGUUGAUUUCACUGUGUGCAUCUCUGCCAUGUUUGGAAAUUACAACAACAUCUUGCAGUUUAUACAGAGUAUGGAAAUGUACAAGAUUCUUGGGGUACAAAAAGUGGUGAUCUAUAAGAACAACUGCAGCCAUCUGAUGGAGAAAGUCUUGAAGUUUUAUAUGGAAGAAGGAACUGUAGAGAUAAUUCCCUGGCCAAUAAACUCACACCUCAAGGUUUCUUCUAAAUGGCACUUCACGCAAGAUGAAGCACACAUUGGCUACUAUGGACAAAUCACAGCUCUAAAUGACUGUAUAUACCGUAACAUGCAGAGGAGCAAGUUUGUGGUUCUUAAUGAUGCUGAUGAAAUAAUUCUUCCCCUUAAGCACCCAGACUGGAAAACAAUGAUGAGCAGUCUUCAGGAGCAAAACCCAGGGACUGGCAUUUUCCUCUUUGAGAACCAUAUCUUCCCAAAAACUGUAUCUACUCAUGUGUUCAACAUUUCAUCCUGGAAUACUGUGCCAGGUGUUAACAUAUUACAGCAUGUUCACAGAGAGCCUGACCGGAAAGAUGUAAUCAAUCCCAAGAAAAUGAUAAUUGAUCCACGAAAGGUGAUUCAGACUUCAGUCCACUCUGUCCUACGUGCUUAUGGGAACAGUGUGAAUGUUCCCAUGGAUGUUGCCCUCAUUUAUCACUGCCGAGUGCCCCUUCAAGGAAACCUUCCCAGAGCAUCCCUCAUCAGGGAUACUACACUGUGGAGAUACAACUCAUCACUAAUCAUGAAUGUUAACAAGGUGCUGUAUCAAACUGUACUGUAA